AAAUAACUACGAUGGAGAAUGGUACAUUUCUUGGAUUGACCAGCUUGCAGACACUUGAUUUGGAUGGGAACGAUAUUACCAAGAUAAGAAGUGGCGCAUUUCGUGGGUUGAGCAGCUUGAAAUCAAUUGACUUGUCUAACAAAGAGAUACAAAAUAUCGAGAGCGGCGCAUUUAUUGGAUUGACCAGCCUAGAAUCUCUUGACUUGUCUAGGAAUAAGAUAACUACGAUGGAGAAUGGUACAUUUCUUGGACUGACCAGCUUGCAGACACUUGAUUUGGAUGGGAAUGAUAUUACCAAGAUAAGAAGUGACGUAUUUCGUGGGUUGAGCAGCUUGAAAUCAAUUGACUUGUCCAACAAAGAGAUAAACAAUAUCGAGAGUGGCGCAUUUAUUGGUUUGGCAAGCCUAGAAUCUCUUGACUUGUCUCGAAAUAAGAUAACCAAUAUGGAGAAUGCCACAUUUCUUGGAUUGACCAGCUUAAAAAAGCUUGACUUGUCCAACAAAGAGAUCAACAAUAUCGAGAGUGACACAUUUAUUGGAUUGAUCAGCCUAGAAUCUCUUGACUUGUCUCGAAAUAAGAUAACCAAUAUGGAUAAUGCCACAUUUCUUGGAUUGACCAGCUUAAAAAAGCUUGACUUGUCCAACAAAGAGAUCAACAAUAUCGAGAGUGACACAUUUAUUGGAUUGACCAGCCUAGCAUAUCUUGACUUGUCUCGAAAUAAGAUAACCAAUAUGGAGAAUGCCACAUUUCUUGGAUUGACCAGCUUAAAAAAGCUUGACUUGUCCAACAAAGAGAUCAACAAUAUCGAGAGUGGUGCAUUUAUUGGAUUGACCAGCCUAGCAUAUCUUGACUUGUCUCGAAAUAAGAUAACCAAUAUGGAUAAUGCCACAUUUCUUGGAUUGACCAGCUUAAAAAAGCUGCUAUGUAAUAAGCCUUCUAAGAGAAGUAUUGAUAAGCAAUUCUACGUCCUUGAUCCCACGAAAUCCAGUGAAACUUUUAAUGGACUUCAGAUCCUGAUGAAAUGCACAUUUUCAAGUGGAAAUGAAGCAUUGUACAAAGUUUCAGGGUGA
Messenger RNA from Ostrea edulis (European flat oyster), 1070 nucleotides. RefSeq names its product leucine-rich repeats and immunoglobulin-like domains protein 2. Lineage: Eukaryota; Metazoa; Mollusca; Bivalvia; Ostreida; Ostreidae. Gene Ontology annotation, molecular function: protein binding. Bases 12 to 1070 code for a protein of 352 amino acids. The record is from RefSeq and is a predicted model, not a curated record. The transcript is spliced from 14 exons.